UCCGGUUUUUCCGCCGCGGGCGCCAUUUGUCUCCGCGGUUCGUUGUGGGGUGCCCCUGAGGUGCUGAGAGCUGGGUGAGCGUGGCUCCUCAGGCUUUUCGUUGGGACCGAGUAGGGAAGGGAUGGGAGUGCCCUCCGUCCCUUUGAUCUGGCCGUGACUCACUAGACGGGCGCGCGUCCUGGUCUUCCGCGGGGCCGCUGUUUCUCGGGGCCCCCGGCACCCGCCGAAGGCGGCGCCCGGAACUGGGGCGCUUUUUCUCGGGGCGGUAGCCAGCCGAGGCCACCCGGCCUUGGCAGGCGGAGGGAAGGGUCAGCAGGCUGCCUGGGCACUCGCCUCUGCGAGCCUGGCUGGAACGCAGGGCCCCAUCAUGGCGGCGCCGACCCAGCAGCCACAGGUAUCUGUGACCUUCGAUGAUGUAGCUGUGACUUUUACCCAGGAGGAGUGGGCACAGCUGGACCCAGCUCAAAGGACCCUAUACCAAGAGGUGAUGCUGGAAAACUUUAGGCUCCUGGUGUCUCUGGGCGAAAGAUACAGAUUAGAAGGGGGCCUGGAGGUAUUCCAACCGCGAAGCUUCCGUGUCUUCAGCAGCUCCUUACCUCCCAGGAUCGAUGUGUGGCCGUCUGUGCCCGAAGAGUCAUCAACCAGGGAAAUUCAGCAGAGCCUCGGUGACAGAGGGAAACCCAAGACCAGAGAACCUAGCCCUUGGGAGCCAGCCGUCUCUGAGGGAGCCUCCCUCCGGGAACCAACACAAGGAGGCCUAGGGGACCCCCAGUCGGGACGAACCAAGAAUCAGGGUGAGCCAUCGGUAGUGCAGGAAGGGCCCUUUGGACGAGGGAUAGCCUCCCAGAGGGGAAAGCUUCCUGGGAAAGUGAGUCCUGAACAUGGCCGCUCAGGGACAGCUGAUGGUGUGUGUUCACGGGGUGUGCAGGAGCCCUUCCCUCCAGGAGGAGCUGUCCCUGACCGUGACUCAGGUGGAUCGGGUAAAGAUGCCAUGAUCCAGGAAGAGGAAAAUAUCUUUAAGUGCAACGAAUGCGGGAAAGUGUUUAACAAGAAACACCUUCUUGCUGGGCAUGAAAAGAUUCACUCUGGGGUGAAGCCGUAUGAAUGCACGGAGUGUGGGAAAACGUUUAUUAAGAGCACAUACUUGCUCCAGCACCACAUGAUCCACACUGGGGAGAGGCCCUACGAGUGCAUGGAGUGCGGCAAGGCCUUCAGCCGCAAGUCCUACCUCACCCAGCACCAGCGGAUCCACAGUGGAGAGAAGCCGUACAGGUGCAGUGAGUGCGGAAAGGCCUUCACCCACCGCUCCAAUUUUGUCUUACAUAAGAGGAGACACACCGGGGAGAAAUCCUUCGUGUGCAAAGAAUGUGGGCAGGUGUUCCGACAUAGGCCCGGAUUCCUUCGACAUCACAUCGUCCACAGCGGCGAGAAUCCGUACGAGUGCUUUGAGUGUGGCAAGGUCUUCAAACACAAGUCGUACCUCGUGUGGCACCAGCAGACACACACCGGGGAGAAGCCCUAUGAGUGCAGCGAGUGCGGCAAGGCCUUCUGUGAGAGCGCCGCCCUCAUUCACCACUACGUCAUCCACACCGGGGAGAAGCCCUUCGAGUGCCUCGAGUGCGGGAAGGCCUUCAACCACAGGUCCUACCUCAAGAGGCACCAGCGGAUUCACACUGGGGAGAAGCCCUAUGUGUGCAGUGAAUGCGGUAAGGCCUUCACACACUGCUCCACUUUUAUCUUCCAUAAGAGGGCCCACGCUGGGGAGAGACCUUUUGAGUGUAAAGAAUGUGGAAAGGCCUUUCGCAAUCGGGCAGAUCUCAUUCGGCACUUCAGCAUCCACACUGGGGAGAAGCCCCAUGAGUGCACAGAGUGCGGGAAGACCUUUAACCGCAGGUCGUACCUCAAGAGGCACCAGCGGAUUCACACCGGGGAGAAGCCUUUUGUGUGUACCGAGUGUGGAAGGGCCUUCACCCACUGCUCCACCUUCAUCUUUCAUAAAAGGGCCCACACUGGCGAGAAGCCCUUUGAGUGCAAAGAAUGUGGAAAAGCCUUUAGCACUCGGAAAGAUCUCAUUCGGCACUUCAGCGUCCACACUGGGGAGAAGCCCCAUGAGUGCACGGAGUGUGGGAAGGCCUUUAACCGCAGGACAGGCCUGACAAUGCAUCAGCGGAUUCACAGUGGCGAGAAGCCCUAUGAAUGCAUGGAGUGUGGGAAAUCCUUCUGCUGGAGCACCAGCCUCAUUCGACACGCCAUCAUCCACACGGGAGAGAAGCCUUACAAGUGCAGUGAGUGUGGAAAGGCCUUCAGUCGCAGCUCCUCCCUCACUCAGCAUCAAAGGGUUCAUACUGGGCGAAACCCUGUCAGCGUGACAGAUGUGGGAAGACCCUUCCCAGGUGACCAAACCUCAGCCACCCUCCGAGAACUCCUGCUGGGAAAAGACUUUCUGAAUGUAAACCCCGAGGAGACUCUUUUGCAGGAGAAAACAUCUACCACAACGUCUGAUCGUACAUACCAAAGAGAAACCCCACAGGUAUCUUCACGAUGAGAGAACCUGUCACAGGUCAUCCAUCAGUUGUGUGAAGACGCAUUUGAGAGACUGGCGCAGCGUCAAGCCUUAUUCUGCAUCUCAGAAUUCAUCGGUGAGGGAGAGACUGUUUGUUUAGCUACUGUUUUUCUCCUUAGUUUACACUGCAGUAUUAUCUCAGGAAUUUUUAUAAAGAGAGGUGGAGACUUAGAAGAGAAAAUGUAUCGCAAACACAGUUUCUCUGAGACUCCUCUGUCAAGCUUUCGGCACUUUGUCAUGGAUUCCUUAGUUUACUUGGGGUGAAGGGGGUGUUAUUUCAGAGGCAAAGGGCCUUGAUCCUUCCUGUGUCUUGUGUGUAUACAGUCAUUGCUGUCCGGUGUCUGGAGAGUUAGAUGGUUGGGGGCAGGUAUUUACGCAGCUAAGGAUGCACAUAGGACAGACGGACACAUUUUAUCAUGCCGGUUAAGACUUUUCAGACUUUUGGAGUUCCCGUUGUGGCUCAGUGGUUAACGAAUCCGACUAGGAACCAUGAGGUUGCGAGUUCAAUCCCUGCCCUUUCUCCGUGGGUUAAGGAUCCAGUGUUGCCCUGAGCUGUGGUGUAGGUUGCAGACACAGCUCGAAUCGGGUGUUCCCGUGGCUCUGGUAUAGGUCAGUGGCUACAGCCCCAAUUUGACCUCUAGCCUGGGAACCUCCAUGGGCCAUGGGAUUGGCCCUCGAAAUGGCAAAAAAAAAAAAAAAAAGACUUUUCAGGCUUUUGUUUUAUUAAAAACUCAAUCUGUUCUGGUGGAUUUGACCAUCAAAUAUUCAGACUUUUUAUUGAUCCAGUCUCUUGAGUUCUUAAUUUUUAUAGCUAUACAGUAAAUUUUAAAAUUGGGAAAAAUAAGGGUGUUCCUUUUGUGUUGCAGCAGAAAGGAAUCCAGCUAGUGUCCAUGAGGAUGCAGCUUCCAUACCUGGCCUCUCUCAGUGGGUUAAGGAUCUGGUGUUGCCAUGAGCUGUGGUAUAGGUUGCAGACAUGGCUCAGAUCAUGCAUUGCUGUGGCUGUGGCCGGCUGCUAGAAAUCCUAGGAUCCAAAAAGGUCUUACCCACAUAUUUAUAGAAAUCGAUGUAUACUUGUAGAGCAAUUUGUUCAGACGUAGAAUCAUGACCACAUUAGGUAGUAUGAUGCUUCAUUUGUUUACUUAUUUCCUUUUUAUGGCUGCACCUGUGGCAUGUGGGAGUUCUGGGCUAAGGGAUGAAUCAGAGCUUUGGCUGUGACCUACACAGCUUGGAAUCCAAGCUACAUCUGCAACGUACACCACAGCUCAUGGCAACGCCAGAACGUUAACCCACUGAGUGAGGCCGGGCAUCAAACCUGAUUCCUCAUGGGCUCUACUCAGUUUCUUAACCUGCUGAGAGCCACAAUGAGAACUCCUGUUUAAUUAUUGCUAUUUCCUUACCAUUUUAUAAAUUUCAGCAAUACAGCUUUUAAACAUUUUUGUUAGGAUAUAUGUCUAGGUAGUUGGGUAUUUUUUUCCGAGUAUUUUUCAUAUGACAUAAACUUCAAUUUCCGCAUGAUCUUUAGCAGUAUACAGAAAGAUAAUUGUUCCUGGAGUAGUAUUUCAGUAUCUUGUACCCACGGCUGAACUCAGUUAUUAUUUCUAGCAAUUUCUUUGAAUAGAAUUCUUGGUGUGUCUGUAUAGAAAUGUCAGGUGCAAAUUAGUGUUUGUUUGUUUGUGUGGUUUUUUUGUUUUGUUUUGUCUUCUUAGGGCCACACCUGCAACAUAUGGAGGUUCCCAAGCUAGGGGUGGAAUUGGGGCUGUAGCCGCUGGCCUACACCACAGCCACAGCCACGCCAGAUCUGAGCUGCAUCUUUGACCUACACUGCAGCUCAUGGCAGCACUGGAUCCUUAACCCACUGAGAGAGGCUAGGGAGUGGAACCUUCAUCCUCAUGGACACUAGUCAGGUUCAUUUACACUGAGCCGUGACAGGAACUCCAAAUUAGUUUUAUUUCUUCCUGUCUCUACACCUGUUAUUUUAUUGCAUUAGCUAGGACUUCCAGUAUGUCGAAUCAGAGUAAUGAGAAAGGACAUCCUUGUCUUGUUCCUUAUAUCAGGGAACAUGUUCAGGUUUUCAUUAAGCGCAAUGUUAGUUGUAAGGUUCUUUUUCCGUAGAAUUUUCCAACAAGUGUAGAAAGUUUCCCUCUGUUCUUAAUUUGCUGAGAUUUUUGUUAUGGUGAAUGAGUGUUGAGUUUUGUCAAAUGCUUUAUCUCCGGUUGAUAUGAUCAUCUGAGUUUUCUUCAGUAUCUUAAUUGAUGUGAUGUAGUGCACUGAGUUUUGCAUAUUGAACCAGCCUUGCAUCCUUGAAAUAAAUCCCCCUUGGUUGUGGAGUAUAAGUUUUUUAUAUACAUAAUGCAUUAAGGCAUUCCAUUUGACUUAUAUUUUUUUGAGGAAGCUUUCCCUCUCAGCUCUCAAUUGAUGUGUAGUUCUCAUUAUUUGCUUGUUUUUAACCACUUUCAUUGUCUGGUUUUGGUGUCAAGGUGAUAGUCGCUUCCCAGGUUGAGUUGGGAGGGAUUGUCUGUUUUUUAGGAAGACUGUGUAAUUGGUUUUAAUUGUUGUGGGGUUUUUUUUAUUAUUUUGUUUUGUUUUUUGCUUUUUAGGGCUGCACCUGGAGCAUAUGGAGGUCCAGGCUGGGGGUCUAAACGGAGCAUAUGGAGGUCCAGGCUAGGGGUCUAAACAGAGCUAUAGCUGCUGGCAUACACCAUAGCCACAGCAACGUGGGAUCCAAACAGAGUCUGCAACCCACACCUCAGCUCACGGCAACGCUGUAUCCUUAACCCACUGAAUGAGGCCAGGGAUUGAACCCGAAACCUCAGGGUUCCUGGUUGGAUUCGUUUGCGCUGCACCACAACGGGAACUCCUCUUAUUGUUGGUUUAAUAUUUGAUAGCAUUCUCCAGUGAACUGUUUGGGCCUGGAGAUAAUCUGGAUACUUUUAAAAUUACAUAUUACUUGAUAAAUAUGCAUCUAUUCAGAGUAUAUUUUUCAUAUUGCAUAAAUUGGAUAGUUGGUCCUUUUCGAGGAAAUGUCUUUCUUCGUGUAAAAUUUUCUAGUUUGUUUCUCUACUUGUUCGAAGUAUUCCCUUAUUACCCCCCCCCCGCCCCCCGCCAGCCUCCCCUGUGGCAUAUGGACGUUCCUGGGCCAGGGAUCAAAUCCACAUCCAGGGAACUGCCACAGCUUUGACAAUUCGAUCAUCUUUUUGAUGUCAACAGGGCCUGUACUUUUAUCCCAUUGUAUUCCUGAUUUUGGAAAUAGGUCAGCUCUCUUGUUAUUUUAUUUAUUUAUUUUGUCUUUUGAGGGCCACCCCUGUGGCAUAUGGAAGUUCCCAUGCUGGCAUUCAGCCUGGGUCGAAUCAGAGCUGUAGCUGCCAGCUUAAGACACAGCCACAGUAACUUGGGAUCUGAGUAACGUCUGCAACCUACACCACAGCUCAUGGCAAGACCGGAUCCUUAAUGCACUGAACCAGGAUCAGGGAUCGAACCCAUGUCAUCAUGGACACUAAUUGGGUUGGUUACUGCUGAGCCACAACAGAAAUUCCUCAACUAUCUUUUUAAUCAUUGUCGAUCUUCUUAGACAUUUAUCGAUAAUACUGAUUAUUCUAAAGAAAUAACACUUUAUUUUGUUGGUUUUUCUCUAUUUCUUUUUUUCUUUUUAACUUUGUUCCUGAUUUUUUUUUUUUUUUUUUUUUUUUGGUCUUUUUUUGUCUUUUUUUGCCAUUUCUUGGGCCGCUUCUACGGCAUAUGGAGGUUCCCAGUCUAGGGGUCUAAUCGGAGCUGUAGCUGCCAGCCUACGCCAGGGCCACAGCAACGCAGGAUCCGAGCCACGUCUGCAACCUAUACCACAGCCCACGGCAACGCCGGAUAGUUAACCCACUGAGCAAGGGCAGGGAUCGAACCCACAACCUCAUGGUUCCUAGUCGGAUUCGUUAACCACUGCGCCACGAUGGGAACUCCUGAUCCUGAUAUAUUUUAUUUAUUUUGUUAAUUAAAGUAUAGUUGAUUUACAAGGUUGUGCCAGUGUCUGCUGUAUAGCUAGUUUACCGUUUUUAGUUACACCGAUUUCUGUUUUGGUCUUUAUGAUAUUCUGUCUUCUACUUUGCUUUGGUUGUAUUUUGCUUUUUUUAUUUUUUGAGGGGUGCUGAGAUUAUUGAUGUAUUCUUUAAGCACUGUUCCAGAUUUAUCCCACAAGUUUUAAACAAUUUAUUCAGUUUUAAAUAUCCCUUGAUUCUUUUAGAGACUUCCUCUGUCUCUAGUGGGUUAUUUGGAAGUAUACUGUUUAAUUUACUACUGUUUGGAGUAUUUGCUAAUAUAUUUUACUUUGUUAAUUUACUUUUUGUUUCACAUUUGGUUGACUGUUUAAAUUUGUUGAAGUUUGUUUUAUGACCCAGGAUAUACCAUAACCUUGUUGAAUGUUCUGUGAGUGUUCUUGAAAAGAAUGUGUGUUCUGCUGUCAUCGGGUAGAGUUUCCGUCUAUAAAUGUCUGCACAGUCCUCUUGGUUGGGGGUACUAUUCAGAUAUUCUAUAUUCUUGCUGACUUUCUGUCUGGUACUUCUGUUGCAGAGAGAGCUGUAAGUUUCUGCUUCAAAGCUCUUUUUCUUUUUUUCUUUUCUUUUUUUUUUUUUUUUUUACUUUUAUUUUAUUUUAUUUAAUUUAUUUAUUUAUUUAUUUUUUGUCUUUUUGCUAUUUCUUGGGCCGCUCCCGUGGCAUUUGGAGAUUCCCGGGCUAGGGGUCGAAUCGGAGCCAUAGCUGCCGGCCUACGCCAGAGCCACAGCAACGCUGGAUCCGAGCCACGUCUGCAACCUACACCACAGCUCACAGCAACGCCAGAUCCUUAACCCACUGAACAAGGGCAGGGACCGAACCCGCAACCUCAUGGUUCCUAGUCAGAUUCUUUAACCACUGCGCCACGACGGGAACUCCCAAAGCUCUUUUUCGAUGUUAACAUAGUCACUACUGUGUGUUUGUGUUUUUCGGGUUUGGUUUUGUUUUGUUUGCUUUGUUUUGUUUUGUAGCGCCGCUCUUGUGGCAUAUGGAGGUUCCCAUGCUAGGGGUGCAGUUGGAGCUACAGCUGCCGGCCUGCACCACAGCCACAGCAAUAUCAGAUCUGGGCCUUGUCUGCGAGCUACGCCACAGCUCACGGCAACACCAGAUCCUUAACCCACUGAGCCAGGCCAGGGUCGAACCCAAAACCUCAUGUUUCCCAGUCAUAUUCGUUUUUGCUGCACCACAACGGGAACUCCACUACUGUGUUUUUUUGGUUAGCAUUUGCACAGUUUACAUUUGUCCCAUAUUUUUAGCCUUCUCUGUAUCAUUAUAUUUAGAAGUGUCUUGUAAUAGCAUAUAGUCAGUCUUACUUUUUUAUCCAUUUUGCCACGUUGUCUUAAUUCACAAAUUUAGAUCAUGUAAAUUUAAAAUAAUUCUUGAUAUGUCAGAGCUUAAGUAUACCAUUAAUUUUGUGUUCCUUUUGUAUUAUUUUUUGUUUUCCAGUUCUGUUUGUUUUUUGGAUGCCCCCCACCCUUCCUUUGGGCUUUACUUGACACUUUUUAGAAUUCUUUUGGAUACAUCUGUAAUGUUUUUGAGAAUAUAUGUCUUAAUUUUUUUUAUUCUAGAUACGUAACUUAUCACAGACUUUUAUGUAUAGAAACCUUGAUUCCAGUACAUUCUUUUACAUUCUGUAUUAUUUUAUUUUGUUUAUAUUUUUUGUCUGUUCCCACAGCAUACGGAAGUUCUCAGUCCAGGGAUAGAACCCAAGCCACCGCAGUGACAAUGCUGAAUCCUUAACCUCUAGGCCACCGUGGAACUCCUACGUUCUCUAUUCUUAAUAUAAUCAUUCUAAGUAUUUUCUCAUUGUAUACCGAAUACCAUAUUUGAUAUUACAAUUUUGCCUCAGCUGUCUAAUUGAUACCUUUUUACAAAAUUCAUGAAGAGCAUAGUCUGUUUACUUCUACUUUUAUUCUCUUGUUCUUUCUCCGUUCUUUUUUGUCCUUUUUUUUUUUUUUUUUUUCUUUUUUUUUUUUAGGGCCGCACCUACAGCAUAUGAAAGUUCCCAGGCUAGGAGUCGAGUCGGAGCUGUAGCUACUGGUGUACACUACAGCCACAGCAGCACCGGAUCCGAGCCGAAUCUGUGACGUACACCACAGUUCAUGGCAAUACCAGAUCCUUAACCCACUGAGUGAGGCCAGGGAUUGAACCCGUGUCCCUUGCUUAGCUUUUUUAAUUAUGUGGUGUGUGCCCUUUGUCACAUACGGGAAAUUUUUAGUUAUUCAAGUUUUUUGUUUGUUGUUUUUGGUUUUUGGUUUGGUUUUGUUUUGUUUGUUUUUUUAGUGCCACAGCAGAGGCAUAUGGAGGUUCCCAGGCUAGGGGUUGAAUCCAUGCUGCAGCAGCUCAUGGCGACGCCCGAUCCUUAACCCACUGAGCUAGGCCAGGGAUGGAACCUGCAUCCUCAUGGGUAUGUUUGCAUUUGGGUUUUUUAAUUUUCCAAUUGUUUGAUUUCCAUUUGGUUCUUUUAAUGCAUCUUCUAUAUGUUUGCCUUGUUUAUAAUGUCAGAGAAGGACUCACAGAAAACAGGCAAAAUUGUGUAGUCCAAAGUCAUGGUCCUCUGGUGGUUUAGCUUGAUAGCAGGAUAAAAAUGCUAGUAAGAACUGAAGGAAUGAAGGACUGGCGUCCACAAGUAUUUCUGAGAACAGACCUUGCAGCCAAGGGUGACCUGCGGGUAGUUGAGAGUUGUGUUCUCCAGGGAAGGUUUGUGUGUAAAAUCCCCUAGUUCUCUAGGCUCCUUACAGCUUCAGGGCUGGAGGGUGGCACUUCCUGUUUGUGACUGAACACAUCCCCACUUCCCACCUUGUUUGGGACCUCUGUCUGUCUGUCUGUCUGCUGUGCCUCCGCUCUGGGGUCUUUAAUCUCCCUCUUACCUCCCUUCUAGCCUCAGAAUCUAUACACUGGGCGCCACAUUGGAUGUUGUUGUCAUUUUUUUGCCCCAGCUGUCAGCUGUGUCCAUGUCUGUCAUCUCAGCCCCAGGUACUUUUCUGCCCCACAUGCCCAUGGGGCCCUUCUUACUCUCCCUGUGUAACUGUUGUGUCCACUGCCUCUCCCACCCGCUCAUGUCCCUGUCAUCACUAACAAACAAGAAUGGACUCCACCAUGGUCACCUAGCUUAAGCAGCCUUCUCAAAAUUCCCUUUUUUUUUUUUUUUUUCUUUUUUUGGCCACCCUGUGGCCUGUGGAGUUCCUGGGUUAGGGAUCAGAUCCAAGCUAUACUUGUGACCCAAGCCGCAGCUGUGGCAAAGCUGGAUCCUUAACUCACUGUGCCAGGCUAGGGAUCGAACCUGUGUCCCGGCACUCCCAACCCCAUUGCACUGCAGCAGCAGCUCCCCACUCCUCUUUCUGGAAGGUCCUCCCCUGGUUUCUGAGUUCCUGCCCUUCUUCAGAGGGUCUUUGUCCAUCAUCCACUACACAAUUUUGCUUCCUAGGAUCCAUCCAUCCAUAUUCCCAAGUAGCUGCUACUUUUCUCACUUGUGAUGUGUUCCCUCUGUGAGUUAAUUCCCUCUCAAGGCAUUUUACCCUCAGUGAUCUGCAGAGUCCCCCAGAUCCAUGUCUCCAGGUUGAAUGUUUGUCACUGGCCAUCCUGCACUUACUCUGUACACACUGAGCCUAUAUGCAUGAGUCAUGGGGCCACGGGAUGGUGACACACCCAUAAUCAAAACAGCAAAUACAGAAUUCCCAUUGUGGCUCAGCGGGUUAAAGAUCCCACUAGUAUCUGUGAGGACUCGGGUUUGAUCCCUGGCCCCUCUCUGGGUUAAGUAUCCAGCGUUGCUGCGAGCUGUGGUGUAGGUCGCAGGUGCGGCUCUGAUCAGCUGUGGCUGUGGUGUAGGCCGACAAAAAGACCCAGCAAAUAUACUGUAUUACUGUAUGUCAGCCAUUGUUUUACAAAUAUCAGCUGUUUUUGUCAUUUUUUAUGGCUGCACCCACGGCAUAUGGAGUUUCCCAGGCUCGAGGUCCAAUUGGAGCUGUAGUUGCUGGCCUGCCAGAGCCACGGCAACGCCAGAUCCUUAGCAGAGCGAGGCCAGGGAUCGAACCUGCAACCUCAUCAUUCCUCGUUGGAUUUGUUUCCACUGUGCCACAACGGGAACUCCCACACACCAGCUCUUAACCUUUGCAGUAAGAUGUGGUAGGAAAUGUGCAUUUGCUAUAGAUCAGAAAAUUAAGUCAUGGAAAAGUUAAGGAGUUUGUCCAAGGUUCCACGAUUCCUUAGGAAGUGUGGGACUUGAGAUUAGAGUUAGGUAGACCGGCUGCAGGAUCCAUGCUCUUACCACUUCGCCUCUUCGCCUCUCUCUUGUAGGGCAGGCGAGUGUACUUGAUCUUUUGUAGAAGGCCUUUCUCCUCUGACAGAGCAUCUUGACUUUACCAAACUCUGUCCUUACUGGCUGCCUGAUCUCUUGUAACUGGGUUUGCAGGGCAACCAUUGGGAGGUAGGCGGACUAAGGUGUGGAUUUGGCUUCCAGCUUUGUGUUCGAGGUGCCCAGAUUCUCAGUGAUUCCCACUGUUUUUGGCCUUUUUGCUCAAGCCAAACACCUUGCAGCCAUUUUUCAUCAUCCCCACAUCCAACCACUGUCCCAUUCUGUUCUCUCUGUAGACUUCAGUACAUGUGCAUUGCAGUGAAUGGUUACACAGUAGGGUAUUUUUAUUGUAAUGUUUGGCUCGCUCACAGUGUUGACACAAAGCUAUAUAUAUAGUUGACACUGUAUAAAACAUAUGUUGACCUGGAAGAAAAUCCACACUCUUUUGUGACCAGAUUGAAGUCAUAACGAAUGAUUGUAUCAGGACCACCCUCAGGUUCAGUGAUUUGCUAGGAGACUCAGCAGUCAGCAUGUCGUUACACUCAACAGCCACACUUUAUCAGCCCGAAAAGAGCAAACUCGGCCCAAGGACUGAAAUCCAGAGGAAACCAGGGACAAUCACUGUGGUCCUGUCUCAGGAAAGUCACACAAGACAUGCUUAAUUUAAGCUCCAUCAGGGAGGAAUAGAUGAGACUGUCUACUCAGGGAGCAGAGACCUGGUGCCCCGGGUUUCUUGGGGGCACUAUAGCACAGCACAUUCUGGGCCUCCAGAAGGACAGUGUGGCAUAAGCCGCCUGGUUACACAACAUACUUGGAUACACUGAGCCACCCCUCAUUUCUGGGCCUGGUGGGAAAUCUGAAAUCUAACGUCUCCAACACCGGCCCAGGGUGAAUCUUGCAAGCUCAAAGAAUAGCAGUCUCAGGCCUGUUGUGUUGUCUUCAUAGUGACUUAAAUGGGACUACAAUACUGAUUAAUUCAGGUUUCUGCACAUUGAGCAUAUAGAGCUUCCUACAACAGAGUCAUACUUGGAGGUGAAAGCAUUGUAACCAAAACAAAAAAGGAGUUCCCGUUGUGGCUCAGCGGCAACAAAUCAGACUAGGGUCCAUGAGGACGCGGGUUUGAUCCCUGGUUUUGCUCAGUGGGUUAAGGAUCGGAUUGGCCCAAGCUGCACACAGGUCGCAGAUGCAGCUUGGAUCUGGCGUUGCCAUGAGCUGUGGUGUAGGUUGGCAGCUAUAGCUGAUUGGACCCCCAGCUUGGGAGCCUCCCUGUGCCGCAGGUGCGGACCACCUUUCUGUCUUAGUCCUGGGGUGCUCAGUGCUGUCAUCCUUGAGUUUUGAAGGCUAAAGUUUUGUAAUCUCUACCCACAGGCAUGGUACACAUCUCAUGGAGAAACCACCUAGGCUAAAUGGUAACUGAGCAGGUUACUUUCCCUCCCUCAACAGUGUCAGGAUGGUGUAUUCCUGUUUGUCCUCAUUCUUACCUGUAAGCUGGAACACUUAAGUUCCUGGGCACUCUCUCCCUUUAUGUUGGAUAUCCAUAGGUUAAAGCAAAUGUUCUGGAGUUCCAUUGUGGCUCAGCAGGUUAAGAACCCGACUAGUAUCCAUUAGAAUGCGGGUUUGAUCCCUGACCUUGCUCAGGAGGUUAAGAAGUUGCCUUGCAUUGCAGUGUAAAUCGCAGAUGUGGCUCAGAUCCAGCAUCACUGUGGUGUAGACCAGCAGCUGCAGCUCCCAUUCAACCCCUAACCUGGGGAUUUCCAUGUGCUUCCGGUGUGGCAUUAAAUAGCAAAAAAACAAAAAAAAAAACCCUCCACAAACUGAAGCCAAGGAUCAAGAAUGCAGAUGAGGCUUGGGAAGAGACCAGGGUGAGAGAAAAGGACCUGUGAAAAGUAUUUGGAAGUUUCAAAACUAAUGGGUGGCUAAACAUGUAUGAGUUCAGCAA
Messenger RNA from Sus scrofa (pig), 12831 nucleotides. RefSeq lists its product as uncharacterized. NCBI's taxonomy places the organism in Eukaryota, Metazoa, Chordata, Mammalia, Artiodactyla, Suidae. The record is from RefSeq and is a predicted model, not a curated record. Gene Ontology annotation, biological process: regulation of transcription by RNA polymerase II. Gene Ontology annotation, molecular function: RNA polymerase II cis-regulatory region sequence-specific DNA binding; DNA-binding transcription activator activity, RNA polymerase II-specific. Gene Ontology annotation, cellular component: nucleus.